AUGCUCUGCCAACAAGUGAAGUUCGAGUUCACAGUGAAGAAGACGUCGACUCUCCUCCUUCUCUACCUCUUCGGAGUUCUUGCUGUCAUGGCACUUUGUGCAUCCACAGUGGUGGCAGCCCCCCACAAGUCGGGCAGUCCAAAUGCGAAGAAGGUGCAUGAGGCGGCCCAAAAGGCGCAUGAGGAAAUGAUGGCCCAUGAGGAGAUGAUGGGCAAAAGCAUGCAUACUUCGAUGGAGGAGCACUUCAAUAUGCUAAUGCAUACAAAGAAUUUGGACGUGGCAGUGGGGAAGAAAAACCAUGAGGUGAAGAAAGUGCAUGAAGGGAAGGAGGAACAUGAGGCCAAUGGGGAGCAUGAGAGGGAGCAUUCCAAUAAGCCAAUUUAUUCCAGUCUGCAUUGA
Molecule: messenger RNA, 399 nt
Organism: Rodentolepis nana
Lineage: Eukaryota; Metazoa; Platyhelminthes; Cestoda; Cyclophyllidea; Hymenolepididae
Source: the annotation of a GenBank genome assembly